AAGCCUAGAAAUAUGUAUUUUUUUUUCUUAAACCACAAACAUGUGUUUAACAAGAUAAGAAAACUGAGUUCUGAUUUAGAAGAGAAUUACAAUUGUGUAGAGCUGAGGAAAAACAAUUACUCUCUCAUGUGGCUGCUUGUGGCUCAUCUUCUCAGCAAGUACAUGUGAGCAUUUUGAGAGGGGAAAUAAAACAUUUCUGCCACUUUUGCAAUUAAGUUUUGACUCUGAACUGAAUAAACAUGUUUUCUUUAAGUAUCUUUAAAUUUCAUGAACCCAUCGACAAAGUCUGUCAGCUUUACCUCCAAAAUGUCCCCCUGAAUCUGUCCAUUGCUUACCUCCCUGGUGGUCACCACCCCUGGGCCAGGCCACCAGGAUCUCAUGCCUGGACCCCUGCGGUGGACCAGGUUCCCUGCCCUGCCUCCUAGAGUCCCUACUCCACCCAGCAGCCAUUAUUUGAAAUGCAAAUGAAUCCCAUCAUUCUCCUGCCUAAAACUUUCCAGGUUUCCCAUCAUCUUUAGAAUCAAAUCCAGAUUCCUCCUUGGCUGUAAAAGAUGUGGCAGCCUUGUCCCAAACCACACUCCUCUUCCCUGCCUGUGACCUCCAGCCACACCAGCCUCCUUUUAGUACCUCAUUCUCUCCAAGCACAUUCCAGCCUCAGGGCCUUUGCUCUUGCUGUUCCCUCUGCCUGGAACACUGUUCCCUCACUGUGUUACAUGACAGGCUCCUUUGUGCCAUUUGGGUACCAGGUCUGACGUCACCUCCUCAGAGAAGCCUUCCCCAAUCACCCUGUCUAAAAAAGCCCUGCAAUGUUGUUUCCUAUCACAUCCUUGAUGAUUGUCCUCACACUUUUCACUAACUAAACUUAUCUUGUUAUGUAUUUUUUACCUGUUUAUUGUCUGUGUCUCCCAUUCAUCCCCAGGGUGAGCUCCAUAACGGCAUGAACUGGCUUAUCUUAUUCAUGGUGUAGAAGAGUGCUCAGAUGGGGUGCAUGAAGUCCAAAUUCCUCCAGGACAGAGGCAAGAUCUCAAAAACCGAGUCCAGCACCAACCCACACAGCCCUGUGUAUGUGCCAGAUCCCACGUCUGCAAGCAAGUGGCAUCCUGACAACAGCAACAACAACCCACCAGGGUCCACAGAUGCAGGUCCUGAUGACAUCGUUGUGAUUGCCCUUUAUGAUUAUGAGGCCAUUCACCAUGAAGACCUCAGUUUCCAGAAGGGAGAUCAGAUGGUGGUCCUGGAAGAGUCUGGGGAAUGGUGGAAGGCUCGAUCCCUGGCCACCCGGAAAGAAGGCUAUAUCCCAAGCAACUACGUUGCCCGCGUUGACUCUCUGGAGACAGAGGAGUGGUUCUUCAAGGACAUCAGCCGGAAGGAUGCAGAGCGCCAACUCCUGGCCCCGGGCAACGUGCUGGGCUCCUUCCUGAUCCGGGACAGCGAGACCACCAAAGGAAGCUACUCGUUGUCUGUGCGAGACUAUGACCCCCAGCACAGGGAAGCGGUGAAACAUUACAAGAUCCGGACCCUGGACGGUGGGGGCUUCUACAUCUCCCCACGGAGCACCUUCAGCACCCUGCAGGAGCUGGUGGCCCACUACAAGAAGGGGAGUGAUGGACUCUGCCAGAAGCUGACAAUGCCCUGCAUGUCCUCCAAGCCCCAGAAGCCGUGGGAGAAAGAUGCUUGGGAGAUACCCCGGGAAUCCCUCAAGCUGGAGAAGAAACUUGGAGCCGGGCAGUUUGGGGAAGUCUGGAUGGCCACCUACAACAAGCACACCAAGGUGGCUGUGAAGACGAUGAAGCCAGGGAGCAUGUCUGUGGAGGCCUUCCUGGCAGAGGCCAACCUGAUGAAGACUCUGCAGCAUGACAAGCUGGUGAAGCUGUAUGCAGUGGUCACAGAGGAACCCAUCUACAUCAUCACGGAGUUCAUGGCCAAAGGAAGCCUGCUGGACUUCCUGAAAAGUGCGGAGGGCAGCAAGCAGCCGUUGCCCAAGCUCAUUGACUUCUCAGCCCAGAUUGCAGAAGGCAUGGCCUUCAUCGAGCAGAGGAACUACAUUCACCGAGACCUCAGAGCCGCCAAUAUCCUGGUCUCUGCGUCCCUGGUGUGUAAGAUCGCCGACUUUGGCCUGGCACGUGUCAUCGAGGACAACGCGUACAUGGCUCGGGAAGGGGCCAAGUUCCCCAUCAAGUGGACAGCCCCUGAAGCCAUCAACUUUGGCUCUUUCACCAUCAAGUCAGACGUCUGGUCCUUUGGUAUUCUGCUGAUGGAGAUCAUCACCUAUGGCCGGAUCCCUUACCCAGGGAUGACAAACCCUGAGGUGAUCCGGGCACUGGAGCAUGGAUACCGCAUGCCUCGACCAGAGCACUGCCCUGAGGAGCUCUACAAAAUGAUGACACGCUGCUGGAAGAACCGCCCUGAGGAGCGGCCCACCUUCGAAUAUAUCCAGAGUGUGCUGGACGACUUCUACACGGCCACUGAGAGCCAGUACCAACAGCAGCCGUGAUGGGCAGACCCGGGCGGGGUCUAAGAGGUGCCUCCAGCGCCACCUGCCUGGUGCCGGCUCACCCUUCCCAGUCCCAGACACCACCCACCCCCAGUUCCAGCCACAGUUCCUCAUCUGUCAAGGGGCUGAACCGGAACAAUCUCUUUUUGACUCCAGCAAUCUACAAUCCGCCCCCCUCAGGAGACCCCAAGUUGAUAUUUCUAUUGCCUGGGACAGCUGGAUUCCAGUUGCAGCUGUGGUUUGGAUGAGAAACUUUAAAAAUAAUGCAAUAAAUAUUUAAAUAAAAGAUACAAAUGCUAAAGGCUUUA
This is a messenger RNA of Mirounga angustirostris (Northern elephant seal), 2802 nucleotides long. It is a transcript of the gene HCK, whose product is annotated as HCK proto-oncogene, Src family tyrosine kinase. Gene Ontology annotation, biological process: protein phosphorylation; cell differentiation; innate immune response. The coding region runs from base 980 to 2494 and encodes 504 amino acids. Gene Ontology annotation, cellular component: extrinsic component of cytoplasmic side of plasma membrane. Gene Ontology annotation, molecular function: signaling receptor binding; ATP binding; non-membrane spanning protein tyrosine kinase activity. The record is from RefSeq and is a predicted model, not a curated record. The transcript is spliced from 13 exons. NCBI's taxonomy places the organism in Eukaryota, Metazoa, Chordata, Mammalia, Carnivora, Phocidae.